Perca fluviatilis (European perch) is the source of this 2576-nucleotide messenger RNA. It is a transcript of the gene grk7a, whose product is annotated as G protein-coupled receptor kinase 7a. The record is from RefSeq and is a predicted model, not a curated record. Gene Ontology annotation, molecular function: ATP binding; rhodopsin kinase activity. The coding region runs from base 179 to 1840 and encodes 553 amino acids. Gene Ontology annotation, cellular component: cytoplasm. The transcript has 4 exons. Gene Ontology annotation, biological process: regulation of signal transduction; protein phosphorylation; signal transduction. Lineage: Eukaryota; Metazoa; Chordata; Actinopteri; Perciformes; Percidae.
UGUGUCUGUGUUCCUUAGGUUUGCAGGUAAGCUGGGUGAAGAAGCUCAUUUGAACGCUGGCUUCGGAGCCUAUUGCACUCUCAAACAGACGCGCACAUUCUGAAAGACUGAGGGUAUUCGUAGGGAGCCACUGAAGAACCCAGUCACUUAGGGGGACAGACCACAUCCAGCUGCCAAGAUGUGUGACAUGGGGGGACUGGAUAACCUGGUGGCCAACACGGCCUACCUAAAAGCCCAGGGUGGGGAUGACAAGGAGAUGAAAAAGCGCCGUCGCAGCUUGGCUCUCCCCAAGCCGGAGCAAUGUGCUUCACUACGAGCUUCCCUUGACAAGGACUUUACAUCGGUUUGUGAAAGGCAGCCUAUUGGUAAAAAGAUUUUCCGUGAAUUCCUGGCAAAUAAACCUGAGUAUAAGCUUGCUGUCGAUUUCCUGGAUGAGCUGUAUGACUGGGAUCUGGCUGAAGGUGCAAUAAAAGACAAGGCGCGCCAAAACAUCCUCAACAAGUAUUGCAAGGCCGACUCCAAGAGCUUCCUGUCCUUUCUUACUGACGAGCCUGCUGACAAAUGCAAGAAUGUGACAGAUGCCACCUUUGAGGAGGUGAUGAAAGGCAAAGUCCAGGAUGGUGUACGAACGUAUCUGCAGGGCAAACCCUUCACAGAUUACCAGUCCAGCCCAUUUUUUGAUAAAUUCCUCUCAGUUGGAAAGAGAAAAAAAAAACCAAAAAAAAAAAAAAAAUUUUUAAGAAUGGGAAAAAGGGGCUUUUUCCAGGUGUGUGCUGUUCAGGUGAAGAACACAGGCCAGAUGUAUGCCUGUAAGAAGUUGGAUAAAAAGCGACUGAAGAAGAAGAAGGGUGAGAAGAUGGCCCUGUUGGAGAAGCAGAUCUUGGAGAAGGUUAACAGCCUGUUUCUGGUUAACUUGGCCUAUGCCUAUGACAGCAAGACCCAUCUGUGCCUUGUCAUGACCCUGAUGAAUGGAGGAGACCUCAGAUACCACAUUUACCAUAUUGGCUAUGAUGGCAAGGGUGUGGACAAGGGCAUUGAAAUAAAGCGCAUCAUCCACUACACAGCGCAGAUCUCCACCGGCCUUCUGCAUCUGCACGAAAUGAAUAUCGUAUACCGUGACAUGAAGCCGGAGAAUGUGUUGCUGGAUAGCCAAGGCCAGUGCAGACUUUCUGAUUUAGGUCUGGCCAUAGAGAUGGAACCAACAAAGACCACCACCCAGAUGGCUGGUACUGGAGCGUACAUGGCCCCUGAGCUCCUGUCCAAAACUCCUUACAGGACAUCAGUGGACUGGUGGGCCCUGGGCUGCAGUAUCUACGAGAUGGUGGCGGGCUACACACCUUUCAAAGGCCCGGAAAGCAAGAAGGAGAAGGUGGAGAAGGAGGAGGUACAGCGCCGCAUUCUCAACGAGGAACCAAAGUGGGAGCACAAGUGCUUUGAUGCUGUCACCAAGGACAUCAUCCAGCAGUUCCUCAAGAAGAAAAUGGAGGAGCGCCUGGGCUUUAAGAACAACCUGGAGGAUCCCAGGAAGCACGAGUGGUUCAAUAAUAUCAACUUCCCCCGUCUAGAGGCCGGGCUGGUGGAUCCCCCGUGGGUGCCCAAGCCCAACGUCGUCUACGCCAAGGACACCGACGAGAUCGCCGAGUUCUCCGAUAUCAAGGGCAUCGUGCUUGACGCCAAUGACGAUAAAUUCUUCAAUGAGUUUAGCACAGGCGCCGUACCCAUUCAGUGGCAGCACGAGAUGAUUGACACUGGACUGUUUGACGAGCUCAACGAUCCCAACAGGAAAGAGGGCGGAGGAGGAGGUGGUGACGGAAAGUCCGGCACGUGUAUAUUGCUGUGAGUUUGAUAUCAUGUACCAGUAAUAGCACUCAAUCACGUUUGUUUCCUCAGUCAGAUGCACACCAACAUUGAUUUAAAAGAUGGAUCACGAAAGUGAAAGAAAGAUAUUACCAUCCCUCUCUUUUAAGGAUGCUCAAGGUUUAGAAAUGCAUCGCUUUCGAGGUGAGGUUCGGUAAAAAUAUGGAGGAUGCGAUGAUGUAUUUUUAGCAGCUUCUCUUGUUCUCAUGUUGACUGCUAAGAGUCAUUUUUGCAACCUUUUUAUUAAGGAUACUAGUGUUAGAUUAGUAAAUGAAAGGCCUUUGGGCCAUAAAAACUAUAUCACUUUAUGAAGAAACUGUCUAAAAUCCAGUCCAGAGAAAAUACUUUUUCUCACAGUGUUUGCAGUAGAAUUUCCAGCUGAAGCAAUGCCAUUGCAUUCGACAUUGGGCGUCAAACAAAUUGGAACAAACACAUGGGAAGAAAUAUCUUUUAGUAUCUUCUAGUGGAUUGUGUGAAAGUUACAGCAUUUUAUAGCACUUCCCCCCCACCCUGUUACGCCAUCACACAGCCACACUUUUUCUACAGUGAAAAGUGCUUUUUUUACAGCACGUGGCAGGGAUAGUUUUAGUUUUUAAUAUUAAAUGUUGUGAUCCUAAUCCUCAUAGUUGAGUCUGAUCACGGCAUUUACGUCCAGGUGGUUUUCCUUCCGCCCAACAUUUUAGUUUUAUUAAAACUAUAUAUAUAUAUAUAUAUAUAUA